AGCAGCAACGAGGACCCAACUGCCCUGCCACCGCCCGGAAAAGUGAGGCGUGGUGGUGGUAGGUGGAGGGGGGAACCUCGAGUGAAGAAGUGGAAGACGAGCCAAGACGCCCAUCUGCGGAGCUGGCAGCUGACUAUGGAAGAGCAGACGGACAGUAAAAGUCUGCGAGACUCUGCUCCGACUCCCGGCAGCCGCCCCAGCAGCAGCAGCCCCAGCGCCAGCGGCAGCGAUGGCGAGAGCGUGCCGCUGUCUCCCGGCAGCCACGCUCCCCUGUCCCCGGCCGCGCCGUGCCUCGCGCCUCCGCAGCAGCGGCCGCCGCCGCCGCCUCCACAGCAACAGCAACAGCAUCGCACCACCAACUUUUUCAUCGACAACAUCCUGAGGCCGGACUUUGGCUGCAAGAAAGAGCAGCUCUUGCUGCUGGCCGGGACUGCGGCCGGAGGAGGAGGAGGAGGCGCCGGCGGCGGCGUGGGCGGCGGCCGGGACAGGGACCUUGACCGCGCGGCCAGCUCAGGUAGAGAAAAUGUCAACCCUCUGCUCGGCAGGCCCCCCAACCUUAGCGCGGAGUCGCACGGGAGCCCCGACAGCUCCUCCACGGCCUCCAAAGCCAGCCCCGCCGCGGCGGCCGCAGCGCUAGGGACGGCCAAGCCCCCCAUCUCCUCCUCCUCCUCCUCUUCCUCUUCCUCCUCCUCCUCCUGCUCGGAAGGGAGUGGAACUAACCCGGCGAAGUAUGGGGAGCACGCCAACCCCGCCAUCCUGCUCAUGGGCUCCAAUAAUGGAGGAGCUGUUGCCAAGAGCGAUUCUCAACAGCCGCUGGUUUGGCCUGCCUGGGUUUACUGCACUAGGUAUUCAGACAGACCAUCCUCGGGUCCCCGCACGAGGAAGCUGAAGAAGAAGAAGAACGAGAAGGAGGACAAGCGGCCUCGCACCGCUUUCACGGCGGAGCAGCUGCAGAGACUCAAGGCGGAGUUCCAGGCGAACCGCUACAUCACCGAGCAGAGGCGGCAGACUUUGGCGCAGGAACUCAGCCUCAACGAGUCGCAGAUCAAGAUCUGGUUCCAGAACAAGCGCGCCAAGAUCAAGAAGGCCACGGGCAUCAAGAACGGCCUGGCGCUGCACCUCAUGGCGCAGGGACUCUACAAUCAUUCCACCACUACCGUGCAAGACAAAGAGGACAGCGCACCUCAUGGCGCAGGGACUCUACAAUCAUUCCACCACUACCGUGCAAGACAAAGAGGACAGCGAGUAAGAAAUUAUGAUGAUGAUGAUGACGAUGAUAAUGAUGUGUAG
Molecule: messenger RNA, 1290 nt
Organism: Zootoca vivipara (common lizard)
Lineage: Eukaryota; Metazoa; Chordata; Lepidosauria; Squamata; Lacertidae
Source: RefSeq, a predicted model, not a curated record